AUGCCGGGCUUUUUGGUGCCGGACCACUACAAGGUGGUCGCGCCCACCCUCGAUGACUUGUUGGUCGCCAGCAUCAUCUGGGGCUUUACGCUCGCGACGGGCAUGUUCUCUGGUCACAAGGCCAUCAAGCAGACAUAUGCGCAAUGGAAGCGCUCAGGACGCGCCAAGCCAUAUGUCAUCAUGGUUUGGGCUGAGUGGCUUGUUUCUAUCGUCAUUAGUGUGCUGUCGUGGUGUUUCCUGCGAGGGUUUAUCGAGCCAAGCUUCUGGAUCUACUUCACUUUCUUGGCUCUCUGGGUCGUUCAGAUUCAAUGUAUCUGCGGCAUCAUCAUCAACCGAAUAUCGCUCCUCAUGGUGGACCGUCGGGACGGAGCAAAGAUUCGCUGGGCGACCGCCAUCCUACUUGGCCUCAUCAACAUCAGCGUCUUUGUCAUUUGGAUCCCCGCGCAGCUGCAGAUCUCGUCGACAUGGAUCAACGUGAAUCACAUCUACGACCGCAUCGAAAAGGGCUUGUUCCUCAUCAUUGACGCCGCUCUGCAUUCCUACUUCAUGUACCUGAUCCGCGUCAAGCUGAUCGCCAAUGGUUUGGACAAGUACAAGCCACUGCUGCGCUUCAACUUUGCCAUGAUUGCAGUCUCGAUGAGUUUGGAUGUUAUCCUCAUUGGCAGCAUGUCGAUUGGCAAUGGCUUCAUUUAUGUCCAGUUCCAUCCACUGGUCUACAUGCUCAAGCUGCAUAUCGAGCUGAAUAUUUCUUCUCUCAUCGUCAAGGUCGUCCGCGCGACCGGCGACAACAGCUCGUACCAGAACGACUACUACAACCAGGGCACCGAGCUGCAGUCCAAGCCCAUGGGCGGAGGCACAAACGGAAACGGAGCCUCCAACAAGGGUCGAUCGGGUACAAAUACCGGCCCGCUGUUCUCGAGCACAAACGAAGCACGCAUCGACACAGACGGAGAUGGCCUGAGCAGGGUAAACAUGUCCCGAGGCAUCACCAAGAUAACCCAGACGCAGGUGACGGUGUCACGAAUUCCCGAGGACGACGACGGGAGCUCGCAGUCUUCGACACGGCAGCUGAAGGGAGCCGGGAACAUGUACCGCGAUCCAUUCCCGUGA
Molecule: messenger RNA, 1110 nt
Organism: Fusarium vanettenii 77-13-4
Lineage: Eukaryota; Fungi; Ascomycota; Sordariomycetes; Hypocreales; Nectriaceae
Exons: 5
Coding region: 1-1110 (369 amino acids)
Source: RefSeq, a predicted model, not a curated record